UUCAAAGAAAGAAAUUUCUCAUGACUCAACCCUUUUUUCUAUAGUUUCUGCUGCAGUACAGGCCUUCUCUCUUGCUUCGGUUUCACAUUUUCACCUAAACUCAAACCAUUAAUGGAGCAUCAUCAAGAACGAAGCGAUCACCGAUCCCAAGACCUCCCUCAAGUCCUAGUCAUCAAACCACCACCAGUUUUGACACUUUUUGAGGACAAAUUCAUCUCAAGCAAAUUCCAACUCUUAAAAGCAUGGGAGUCAACACUCCCACUAGAUCAGUUCUUGACCAACUAUGCAGGCUCAGUUCGAGCCGUCCUCUGUUCUGGUGCUUCCCCUAUCACCGCCGACAUCAUCCGGUUGCUACCUUCAUUGCAACUCGUCAUAACCGCCAGCGCAGGUGUCAAUCACAUUGACUUGACGGAGUGCAGGAGGCUUGGCAUCGCAGUGACCAACGCUGCAGGUGUGUUCUCGGAUGAUGGUGCUGACGCUGCUGUGGGGUUGUUGAUUGACGUGCUCAGAAAGGUUUCUGCUGCUGAUCGGUACGUUAGAAAUGGUCUUUGGCCCGCGAAAGGAGACUACGCUCUUGGUUCUAAGCUGGGAGGCAAGCGAGUUGGGGUUGUUGGACUCGGAGGGUUUGGCUCAGCAGUUGCCAAAAGGCUAGAGGCCUUUGGCUGCACCGUGUUGUACAACUCUCGAACGCAAAAACCUUCUGUUCCAUACCCCUUCUACUCCACCGUUCUCGAACUCGCCGCCGACAGCGACUCCCUCAUCAUUUGCUGCGGAUUAACUGCUGAAACUCGGCACAUGAUUAACAGGGAAGUCUUGUUGGUACUAGGGAAGCAAGGAGUCAUCGUCAACAUAGCUCGAGGAGCCAUUAUCAAUGAGAAGGAAAUGGUGGAGUGUCUGGUGCGGGGAGAGAUCGGAGGAGCUGGUUUGGAUGUGUUUGAGAACGAACCCAAUGUUCCCGAAGAGCUCUUUGGAUUGGAUAAUGUGGUGCUGUCACCACAUAGAGUUGUUUUCACACCAGAAUCCUUCGUGGCUGCCUCUGAACUGGUGGUGGGGAACUUGGAAGCUUUCUUUUCAAACAAGCCAUUACUUUCUCCUGUCAUCUAUGAAUGAAGUGUAUUUCAUGCACAAUUAAUAUAAAAAUAAUUUCACUA
Messenger RNA from Theobroma cacao (cacao), 1151 nucleotides. RefSeq names its product glyoxylate/hydroxypyruvate reductase HPR3-like. NCBI's taxonomy places the organism in Eukaryota, Viridiplantae, Streptophyta, Magnoliopsida, Malvales, Malvaceae. Gene Ontology annotation, molecular function: glyoxylate reductase (NADPH) activity; hydroxypyruvate reductase [NAD(P)H] activity; NAD binding. The record is from RefSeq and is a predicted model, not a curated record. Gene Ontology annotation, cellular component: cytosol.